AUGAGUGGAAUAAUAACAGCUGCUGCAGAAACACAAUUUCAUGUGCUGGCAGUUGAUGACAGCAUCAUUGAUAGAAAGUUGAUUGAGAGGCUCCUCAAAACUUCUUCUUAUCAAGUUACCGUUGUCGAAUCUGGAGUGAAGGCUCUAGAGUUUCUUGGAUUGGUUGGUGAUGAAAAAUCAAAUAACACUCUGAAAGUGGAGAUAAAUUUGAUCAUCACGGAUUACAGCAUGCCCGCAGUUACCGGUUACGAUCUUCUGCGAAAGAUCAAGGAAUCAAGAUUAUUGAAAGAUAUUCCAGUGGUGAUUAUGUCAUCAGAAAAUGUAGCAUCAAGAAUAAACAGCUGCAUGGAACAAGGUGCUGAAGAGUUCUUCCUUAAACCAGUUCAACAAUCUGAUGUCAAUAAAUUAAGACCUCAUUUGUUGAGGAGGAAUAUAUGCACUUGAUUAUUUGAUUAGCCAAUCACAAGAUUUUA
Messenger RNA from Erythranthe guttata (spotted monkey flower), 473 nucleotides. Its product is annotated as two-component response regulator ORR9. The record is from RefSeq and is a predicted model, not a curated record. Gene Ontology annotation, biological process: cytokinin-activated signaling pathway; phosphorelay signal transduction system. Lineage: Eukaryota; Viridiplantae; Streptophyta; Magnoliopsida; Lamiales; Phrymaceae.